UUUACAAUCGAUUAAUUCAAGCUUUUUUAGUUCAAUUUGGAGCAUUAAUUAUAUAUUUUAUAUCGAAUCCUAUCAAAUUCGCCCAAAUUCGUCUAAAUUUUGCAUUCGAUUGUUUGUUUACAAACUACGUAAAGUGAUUUCAGUAAACUUAUGAGUGUAAGCAAACAAACAACUUUCGGCAGCAUCUAAGACAUAAUCAAGCUUAGAAAAACAAAUAACAAAGAAUGGUUAAGAACAACUAGCUCUCAUUUUUUUAAUCCUACUACUACUUCCAAUGGUUAGCGUUGGUCGCUAGAUUGUGCUAUUAUGAGAAUCUGUAGUCUUACAGCUCUUGCGAAAAGAAAACACCUGGGUUAUUUAUUUAAGAGAAUCGGAAAUCAUACCUAUUAUUCCAUUUGGAUUGUAUUUAUGAGUAUAAAUAAAGCAUAUUUGUCGUGAAACAUGACAAGCAGGACGAACGAGUUUUUUGGAUUUAUUGAAAAAGGAAACGUGGACUUGGAAAACGUUUCUCUGCGAAAGCCCAAGCUUUCAAACGUUCAAGAUGCUUUUCUCGCAGAAGCUUAUUUAAUCCACAAUACGAUUGUUCAUCUUUGUACGUUUCUUGAGAAGAUUCGUGGAGCAUAUUUGAAAGGUCGUACUGUUUCCAAUGUUCACAAGUUGUCAAGGCCUUUGAUGGAAUGCUCUUUUGAGGAGCUUUCCAAGUUGGAGCUGAAUGAUUUACAGAGGGAUGAAAUUGACCAUCAAGCAUCAACAAUUAUCAACUCUUGCGUCCAGAAAAUUAGCUCUCUUCAGCAGAAGUUGAAAGAGAAACAAUACCAGAUUCCCAAACGGACGGGAUGGUUGCAAAGCUUUAAGAGCCCUGAAAAACUUACGAAAACCGAAACCAUAGUUGCUCAUUAUUCUUCUAUCUUAUGGUAUCUGCAAAGUGAACUAUCAGACGUCUCUUCCACUUUGUAUCGACUUCAAGACCUGCGACUGAGGCGUGCUCAAGAAAGAAAGACGAUCAUGUCUGAUAUCUUGCAUCCACAGCAAGCAAAUGAUAUGUCAGUGGCAGAAAUUCCUGAUUCUGAGCUUCCAAAUUAUUUUAGCCAAGAGCAGCUAAUGGAGUUAGAACAAGAAAAUGAUCUCUUGCUGCAAGAAUUUGAGCAUACGAUGCAACAAGUGCAUGAGACAGGAAAAUCGUUAACUGAAAUUGCUAGAUUGCAGACAGAAAUAUCUACUCAACUUUCCGCUCAAUCUACUAUAGCGGAAAAGUUAUAUGAUGAUGCUAUGAGUGUAGCUGAUUCAAUUACCGGUGGAAACCGUCAACUCAUUCACGCUAAAUCACGAAAUAGUCGUACAGCUAGAAUAUUUUUUUUUCUUUUCACUAUCCUUGGCUUACUCUUGCUGGCUCUGGACCGAAUUGUCUAAUAUACCUCGCUUCCCUCUUACCUUUUCUCUGAACUACGUUGUUUAUGUCCCAAAAAUUCUGAAUUCGGGUUUAUGAGUUUUUUUAUUCGCGUAACGAAAAUCCUUUCAUAUGUGCUACUAAUAUGGUCCAAGUCAUUUCUCUAUCUAAUUAUUUCUUGGUUUACUUUCGCUAAAGCCAGCACUAAUCCCCUCAAGCCACCUGUCAUGAUAUUCCUAAAGGGCUUCUAUGCGCUAUUCUUUAUGACUAUGUAGUAGAAAACAUGUAUUAUCUGACUCAUUAGAUAGAUUUGUUUCAAUGAUUUUUUUCUUAACUCAACUUAUUAAGUUAUGCUGUUACUCAUAAAAUUGAUCAAAUUCAGCUUUCAAUUCAC
Molecule: messenger RNA, 1781 nt
Organism: Schizosaccharomyces cryophilus OY26
Lineage: Eukaryota; Fungi; Ascomycota; Schizosaccharomycetes; Schizosaccharomycetales; Schizosaccharomycetaceae
Product: SNARE Ufe1
Exons: 3
Coding region: 442-1410 (322 amino acids)
Biological process (GO): retrograde vesicle-mediated transport, Golgi to endoplasmic reticulum
Cellular component (GO): membrane; SNARE complex; endoplasmic reticulum
Source: RefSeq, a predicted model, not a curated record